AACCUGCAUUAAGGGUUCUUCACCAACACUGGGGACUGUUUGUUUGUGUAAGGGGAAGGAGAGGGAGCAGAGAGAAAGAGGACUCUUCCAUCCACUGAGGCGCAGUUCACUAUGAUCUUACUCGCAUUCAGCACUGGAAGCCGGUUGGAUUUCGUACAUCAUUCCAGGGUGUUUUUCUUGCAAACCUUGCUUUGGAUUUUAUGUGCCCCCGUGUGCACAGCGGAGCAGUAUUUCAAUGUGGAGGUCUGGUUACAAAAGUAUGGCUACCUUCCACCAACUGACCCCAGCAUGUCAGUGUUGCGCUCUGCAGAGACCAUGCAGUCAGCUAUAGCUGCCAUGCAGCAGUUCUAUGGCAUUAAUAUGACAGGAAAAGUGGACAGAAACACAAUUGAUUGGAUGAAGAAGCCUCGAUGCGGUGUGCCUGACCAGAGAAGAGGUAGCUCCAAAUUUAACAUUCGUCGAAAACGAUAUGCAUUAACGGGACAGAAGUGGCAACACAAACAUAUCACUUACAGCAUAAAGAACGUCACUCCAAAAGUAGGUGAUGCCGAAACCCGCAAAGCCAUUCGCCGUGCCUUUGAUGUGUGGCAGAAUGUAACUCCUCUGACAUUUGAAGAAGUUCCUUACAUUGAAUUAGAAAAUGGCAAGAGGGAUGUGGACAUUACAAUCAUUUUUGCGUCAGGUUUUCAUGGAGACAGUUCUCCCUUUGACGGGGAGGGAGGAUUUUUGGCCCAUGCUUACUUCCCUGGGCCAGGAAUUGGGGGAGACACUCAUUUUGACUCAGACGAGCCAUGGACUUUGGGAAAUCCUAAUCAUGAUGGAAAUGAUCUAUUUUUAGUUGCAGUGCAUGAACUGGGGCAUGCUCUAGGCUUGGAGCAUUCCAAUGACCCCACUGCAAUCAUGGCUCCGUUUUACCAGUAUAUGGAAACAGACAACUUCAAACUACCUAGUGAUGAUUUACAGGGCAUUCAGAAGAUCUAUGGUCCACCUGACAAGAUCCCACCACCAACAAGACCUCUGCCAACAGUGCCCCCACAUCGCUCUGUCCCUCCAGCAGACCCUCGGAAGAAUGACAGGCAGCCUAAACCGCCUCGGCCGCCCACUGCUGACAAACCUUCCUAUCCUGGAGCCAAACCAAACAUCUGUGAUGGGAACUUCAACACUCUAGCUAUUCUUCGCAGGGAAAUGUUUGUUUUCAAGGAUCAGUGGUUUUGGCGUGUUAGAAACAACAGGGUGAUGGAUGGAUACCCCAUGCAGAUUACCUACUUCUGGAGGGGUUUGCCUCCAAGUAUCGAUGCAGUCUAUGAAAACAGCGAAGGGAAUUUUGUUUUCUUUAAAGGUAACCAGUUCUGGGUCUUCAAGGAUACCACUCUCCAGCCAGGGUACCCUCAUGAUUUGAUAACACUUGGAAGUGGAAUUCCUCCCCAUGGUAUUGAUUCAGCAAUUUGGUGGGAGGACGUUGGGAAAACCUACUUCUUCAAAGGAGAUAGGUACUGGAGAUACAGUGAAGAAAUGAGGUCCAUGGACCCUGGUUAUCCAAAACCAAUCACAAUCUGGAAAGGUAUCCCAGAAUCUCCUCAGGGAGCCUUUGUCCACAAAGAAAAUGGCUUCACAUAUUUCUACAAAGGAAAGGAGUAUUGGAAAUUCAAUAACCAGAUGCUCAGGGUGGAACCUGGAUAUCCCAGAUCCAUCCUCAAGGAUUUUAUGGGUUGUGAUGGACCAACAGACCGGGACAAAGACCGACACAUCCCUCAAGAUGACGUGGACAUUGUCAUCAAACUGGACAACACAGCCAGCACUGUGAAAGCCAUAGCCAUUGUCAUUCCCUGCAUCCUGGCCUUGUGCCUCCUUGUCUUGGUUUACACUGUGUUCCAGUUCAAGAGGAAAGGAACACCUCGUCACAUACUGUACUGCAAACGCUCUAUGCAAGAGUGGGUGUGAUGUAGGGGGUUUUUUGUCUCCCAGGAAUUUGUGGUAACUUGAGAUUCAACGUAAGAGCUGUUGUGCGGUUUCCUAGCUAGGAGCAGGCAUCUGUCAGCCUGAAUCAGAGCUGAUCUUUAAAACCCAGGGGGUUGCCUGUCCUGCACAUGAGUGGGGAUUCACUCUACUGGGAAGCUUCCAUGAUAGACAGUAUCUGCCGUUUCUUCAGUCCUUUGUCUUUCUUUGUCAUUCGGUUCCAGGCCUUUCCUCUGCACGCUCAAUACCCAAUAAACUAUCAGGAUUAACUAAUGAAGAGGAAAAAAGAAAAGAAAAAUCCAAUGUUUCUACUGUUUUUCUCCUAAAGCCUGUUCCCCUUUGAAAAUAAUUUUGCUGAAAGUAAACUUUUUUUUAAUUAAAAACAACACAACAACCCACAAUUGAACUUUCAGAAAAGUGUGAAGACCCAAACAGCUUUGUCUCCAAAGAGGAUUGCUUUCUGUCUGCUAUGGAUUUAGUUGUAUACUCCUACACAUGAUUUUUGUCAAGUGGGAGACCUGGAUGACACGCAGGACUUCAGACUGUUCGGACAGCCAUUUUCCAACAAACAAGGGGCCAAAAUAUCUGCAAUAUAGUAACAGCCUUAAUGAUACGUUCAUUUUGUGUUUUAUACAGCUGUUCUGAGCUAUGUCCUCAAUGUUUUAAUACAUUUAUAUUCAUUACUAUAUUUCAAACAGAACCUUUUUUAUUGUUUCUUUCUUUUGUUGAUUUUCCUGCAUCAUUUUUUCCCAAGCUGUACCAGGCCAACUGCCCCAGGCCUUUCAUAGGUCUGUCAGGAACACUCAUUCCAAAGCAUAGCGAAAAACAGCAUGUCUCUG
This is a messenger RNA of Mauremys mutica (yellowpond turtle), 2795 nucleotides long. RefSeq names its product matrix metallopeptidase 16 (gene MMP16). Gene Ontology annotation, molecular function: metalloendopeptidase activity; zinc ion binding. The transcript has 10 exons. Gene Ontology annotation, biological process: skeletal system development; extracellular matrix organization; collagen catabolic process. Gene Ontology annotation, cellular component: extracellular matrix. The record is from RefSeq and is a predicted model, not a curated record. The coding region runs from base 112 to 1941 and encodes 609 amino acids. Lineage: Eukaryota; Metazoa; Chordata; Testudines; Geoemydidae.